ACUACUUGCUACCAUAUCACAUAGAAAUAAAAACCAUUCAUUCAUAUUUUAUGUUCUAUGUACUGUAAAGGUAGAAGUCUUAGAAAAAGUAGAAACUAGAAAUUGUCGCCGGUUUGUCAAAUUUGGACAACUAAUUAUGAGAUUGUUGGCGAUUUGUAUUUUUUUACAUACUCUUAUUUCGUCAGAGUCUAGUUUAGAAGUAGUCCAAGAUGAAGAGUUGAUGAACCUAAUAAGGACGGAAAAACAUGUCAUAGUAUUAUUUUCUAGGAAAUACUGUGAGUUGUGUGAUAAGUAUGAAGGAGAAUUAGCCUCGUUGAGAGAAGACUUGGUGGAGACACUCAAUGCUUGGGUUGUGAAAGUAGAAGAGAGCCAAAUGACAAGACUAUACAGUCCUAAUAAAGAGCCAGUGUUAGUAUUUUUUCGACAUGGUAUUCCUCUGCUGUAUGAAGGGCCAUUGAAUGACGAAUUAAUUUUACACACAUUCACAGCAAACAAAGAACCUGUCACUAAAGAAUUAACUGAUGAAACGUUCGAGCACCUCACCCAAGCGGCUACAGGUGCUACAACUGGAGACUGGUUUGUUAUGUUUUAUACACCUCAGUGUGUAGAUUGUGCCCGUUUGCAAGCUAGAUGGGAGGCAGUAGGAGCUGAACUGAAGUCGAAGCUCAAUGUUGCCCGUGUCAAUAAAGCCACUACAGGAGCAGCUACAGCAAGACGUUUUGAAGUUAUCAACGUUCCAUCUUUCAUACUUUUUCGUCAAGGCAAAUUGUAUCAUUAUCAAAUUCAAAAGUUUGAUGUCCGUUCUUUUGUGGAUUUCGCGCAAAGCUGGUACAAAAACGUUCAUCCAGAAAAGGUGCCGCUACCAAAAUCACCUUUUGAUGACUUUGUUGCUCUUGUUGUAGAUUAUAUGCGAGAGUUUCCCUGGUUAUGGCAACUUGGAUUCAUAACAUUUGUGGCUGGUCUGAUUGGUGCAGUAGUUGCUAGAUUUAUGUGGGGAACAGUACCAGAAAAGAAAAAAACGAAUAAGGAAAAAAAAGAAAAAAGUAAAAAUAAGUAGAACAGUACCUAUUGUCAUUUGUUGAUGAUUAUGUGUGGUUUAUAUAUUUUUAAAGAAAAUACAGAUAUUUGUAGUUUUUUUUA
Messenger RNA from Leptinotarsa decemlineata (Colorado potato beetle), 1140 nucleotides. Its product is annotated as protein disulfide-isomerase A4. The record is from RefSeq and is a predicted model, not a curated record. NCBI's taxonomy places the organism in Eukaryota, Metazoa, Arthropoda, Insecta, Coleoptera, Chrysomelidae.